UUUUUUUAUGACCAUUUCUCUUCCCCCUCCAAGUUCUUAGCCAUGACUACGUUUGCACGAACCCAAAUCAUCUAGAUGUGUUUUGAUUGUAAUGUUAAGAAUCCUACAUGGGCAUCUUUAACAUACAGGAUCUUUCUCUACAUAGAUUGCUCGAUAGUUCACUCAAACUCAGCACUUGAUGCCUGCCUAGGAGCUGGGGUGUCAUUAGAAUCAAAAGUGAGAUUUGGUUUACAAAAAGCCAAACUGAAGGGAAGAUAAUAUGGGUUGCUUCUCUGGCAAUUUGUGGUUGAGAUUAGAAGUAUUGGGUCUUUGAAGAAAAGGUGUUCAAGGCA
This is a messenger RNA of Rubroshorea leprosula, 332 nucleotides long. NCBI's taxonomy places the organism in Eukaryota, Viridiplantae, Streptophyta, Magnoliopsida, Malvales, Dipterocarpaceae. The record is from the annotation of a GenBank genome assembly.